GUCGCCGCACUCAUCGAUUCAACGCCGGCUUGCUGCCGCUCCAUUUCAUCAUCUCCGUCCUCGUCGUGGCAAAAAUAUUCCGUUUGACACGACAAUACUUACCUCGACGAAGUCUUCGAGUGAACACAAGUAGUUAUACGUACCCUACAGCGAGAGCGAGACAACGAGAAAAUGGAGUUUGAAUUAAUAAGACCAGACCUGCAGAGCAAGUGCACAUGGACGCCUAAUGGCACGAACAGCCCCCAUACGGAUCGGAGCAAGCCGAGCGAUAGAACAAAAAUCUUACCAGACAUUCUCCAUGCUAUCGGCCAAACGCCGAUGGUUAGACUCAACAAAAUACCUAAAAAUCAUGGCAUCAAGUGCGAGAUAUUUGCAAAAUGCGAGUUCAUGAAUCCAGGCGGCUCGGUGAAAGAUCGCAUUGCAUUUCGGAUGAUUCAAGAGGCCGAAGACAAGGGCAUAUUGAAGCCAGGAUGCACGAUAAUCGAGCCGACGAGUGGCAACACGGGGAUCGGUCUGGCAAUGGCGGCAGCAGUCAAGGGUUACAAAUGUAUCAUAGUCAUGCCUCAGAAGAUGUCCAACGAGAAGGUCUACACUUUGCAAGCCCUGGGCGCCGAAAUCGUGCGCACGCCCACGGAGGCUGCUUGGAGCAGUCCCGAGGGACACAUUGCCACUUCGCAGAGAUUGCAAAGGGAAAUUCCUAACAGCGUCAUUCUGGAUCAGUAUACCAAUGCAGGAAACCCACUGGCCCACUACGAUCAGACUGGAACCGAAAUUUAUCAGCAGUGCGAUGGAAAAAUAGACUGCUUCGUGGGUGGCGCUGGUACUGGCGGGACCAUCAGUGGAAUAGGUCGCAAGCUCCGCGAAUUAUCGCCUGCUACUAAAAUCAUGGCUGUGGAUCCCGAGGGCAGUGUACUCGCCGAACCCCCGGAGAUUAACGAUUCCGCGGUGCAGUUUUACGACGUCGAGGGCAUUGGAUACGACUUUAUUCCCACUGUUCUCGAUCGCAAUGUUGUCGACGCUUGGAUAAAAACGAAAGACAAAGAGUCAUUCCUCUUGGCAAGAGAGCUGAUCAAAGAGGAAGGUUUGUUAUGCGGCGGUAGCAGUGGAGCUGCUCUCUCAGCGGCAUUGAAGGUGGCCAAAGAUCUGCCGGCUGAUAAGCGCGUUGUUGUCCUCUUGCCUGACGGUAUUCGUAAUUACAUGACCAAGUUUGUUUCCGACUUGUGGAUGGAAUCGAGAAAUCACCUGGAACCUCCGAAACCAGUGGAAAGUAAUAAAUGGUGGUGGGAUCUACCUGUAUCCGAAAUAGCUUUCAAGAAACCUAUUAUUCUACCAAAUCAUUCAACUUGUGAACAGGCUGUGUCGAUUCUUCAAAAAGGAAGCUUCCAUCAAAUACCGAUGGCUGAUGAUAAAGGAGAUAUUAGAGGAUUUGUUACUCUUGACAAUCUUAUGAGUAGCCUUAUUUCUGGUAAAGUCAAGCAUAUGGACCUGGCAGAUAAGGCACUUAUAAAGGAAUAUAGAAAAGUUUCCAGAGCAACAACUCUUGGCAGAUUGUCUAGAAUGCUUCAAAAAGAUUUGUAUGCGGUUGUUCUUGACGAAAGUAACGAUGGUGCUUUAAUUGGAAUUAUUACUCAAAUUGACCUAUUGAAUUUCAUUUUCCACCAGAAAAAUUAAAGCUGUUUGUGAUUGUGAUAAUAUUUUACAUUGUAAAUCAAAUUUUCUCAUCAAUUGUUAUGUACUUAACAUUUUUUUAUUUUUAGAAACUUAUUUUACAAACUGAUAUUUUAUACAACUUUGUGAGAUUGAACAUUCUUGUAGUACUUUU
Molecule: messenger RNA, 1822 nt
Organism: Phymastichus coffea
Lineage: Eukaryota; Metazoa; Arthropoda; Insecta; Hymenoptera; Eulophidae
Gene: Cbs
Product: cystathionine beta-synthase
Exons: 6
Coding region: 172-1671 (499 amino acids)
Cellular component (GO): cytoplasm
Molecular function (GO): cysteine synthase activity; cystathionine beta-synthase activity
Source: RefSeq, a predicted model, not a curated record